AUGUUGAACGAAACCCUGGCUCGCAUCACACCAAACAUCACCUUCGAAACUCUCAAAAACGUCACCUUUGAAACCAUCACGGACCUCACCAUCGAGUCUCUCAUGACCUUCGCAGGCGCCGCAAUGGAUCGACUCGCCCAAUACGCCACGUUUCAUCCGUACCUUGCGGGAUUUCAAGUCGCCAGCAACCUACUCACCCUUUCGUAG
This is a messenger RNA of Exophiala oligosperma, 207 nucleotides long. RefSeq lists its product as uncharacterized. NCBI's taxonomy places the organism in Eukaryota, Fungi, Ascomycota, Eurotiomycetes, Chaetothyriales, Herpotrichiellaceae. The transcript has a single exon. The record is from RefSeq and is a predicted model, not a curated record. The coding region runs from base 1 to 207 and encodes 68 amino acids.